Mucor mucedo is the source of this 177-nucleotide messenger RNA. RefSeq lists its product as uncharacterized. The annotation marks the transcript as partial. Lineage: Eukaryota; Fungi; Mucoromycota; Mucoromycetes; Mucorales; Mucoraceae. The transcript has a single exon. The record is from RefSeq and is a predicted model, not a curated record.
UUAGUUAGAAAGCUGAAAAAUAAGUUUGGAUCCAACUCGAUGCUGGUACUUGGAAAUUGGUCAGCACCCAACGUCAAGUAUCAAGAGCCAACUAGGAAUAAAGGGUUAAUUGCUAUGUUAAAGAAGAACGGACCUAAAUUAUAUUUAAUUGACGCAUACAAGACGUCUUCUUUUUGU